Messenger RNA from Dioscorea cayenensis subsp. rotundata (Guinea yam), 1656 nucleotides. RefSeq names its product transcription termination factor MTERF9, chloroplastic-like. Gene Ontology annotation, molecular function: double-stranded DNA binding. The transcript is spliced from 2 exons. Gene Ontology annotation, cellular component: chloroplast. Bases 232 to 1410 code for a protein of 392 amino acids. Gene Ontology annotation, biological process: chloroplast organization; regulation of DNA-templated transcription. NCBI's taxonomy places the organism in Eukaryota, Viridiplantae, Streptophyta, Magnoliopsida, Dioscoreales, Dioscoreaceae. The record is from RefSeq and is a predicted model, not a curated record.
UCCUCCCAAAUUCCCAAUCCUCUGCUCUUCCAUUCUCUUCAAUCUCUCUGGAUUCCUCAACUCAUUCUCGUAUUGGUUUUCUUCGUUGAUGGUCAUAGAGAGAGAAAGGCAAGAACUUUCGGUGCAUCUCCGUGGUAUUGCGCCAUAGAAAUCCAUAAGUGAGGUGAGAUAUCUGACCGGCAUCCAUUGUUGCGCUUUGAUCUUGUAGUUGUUCUUCUUGUUUGUCUCGCAAUGAUGAUGUUUAGAUUUUUUAUCAAGAAGCUCUGUGGACCUGCUUUUCAGCAUCCUUCUUCCAGAAAUCCCACUUUUAGAUGUAUUUGCUGCUUCUCUACUUCCAUAACCGAGGGAACCAUACCUAAACCACCUUCUGCAGUUGAAUUUAACUAUGUUGGAUUCUCCUCAGAGGAAACAUUGAGGGCUUCAAAGCCCCUCAAUGAAUCAACUCUGCCCCAGCAACCAGAGUUGAUCCUUGGUUUCUUGAAAAGAAGUGGUUUUGAUGAUAUUCAGAUCAAGAAUCUUGUUUCUAGGCACCCUAAAUGGCUCCUCCUUGAUGAAGAAACCUUGCAGCCAAAGUUCAAAGCUUUGCAGGAUUUGGGGUUUUCUGGUCCUGAUCUUGCGGGGUUUAUCAUAGCAAACCCCUUUGGAAUUUUCCGAGAUUUUGAACAUAAUCUCUUGCCCAAGAUUGAGUUUUGGAUUGACCUUCUUGGUUCCUUUGAGGCCCUCAUAAAGCUUCUGAAGAACAAUAGACGCUUUCUUAAGCGCAGCUUGGAGAAGACGAUAAUUCCAAAUGUAAUGAUGCUUAGGGAAUGUGGCAUUCCUGAUAUUAGGAUCAGAUCUGUAGUGAAGCACCGACCAAGUUUCAUACUGCAGAAGCCGGACAGGUUCAAGACUUUAGCUGCGCAUGUGGAGAAGAUGGGAGUUCCUCGGAGCUCAGGGAUGUUCUUUUGGGCACUUAGCUCCCUCCAAAGUACCAGUGUGGCCAGGUUCAAUGCAAGGUUGAAGCUCAUGAAGAGUUUGGGGUGGUCAAAGGAAGACUUCAAUACUGCAUUUUGUAAGAAUCCAUUGUUCUUGACACCCUCUCUGAAGGUUAUGAAGGAGAAGAUGGAGUUUUUAGUGAAUGAAGUUGGGUGUGAGCCAUCUUAUGUUGCCAAUCAUCCAGUUCUUUUGUCAUUGAGCUUGGAGAAGAGGUUGAUUCCAAGACAUUGGGUAUUGCAGAUGCUGAAGUUGAGAGGGUUGGGCAAUAGGAAGAGUCUGACUACUGUAAUGUGCUGCUCAGAUAAGAAGUUUAUCAAUGAUUUUGUUCUGUGUCAUUUGAAAGAAAUACCCGAACUCUUGGGGAUUUGUUCCAUUGGCCGCAAAAAGAAAGAUGGCCUGGAUGUCCUGGUUCAAAAACUCAGUGUCCUUGCAUGAACUAAGAAUCUGUGCAAUCCAAGAACUUACAAUCAUGGAAUGAGAUCAAUCUGGUUUCUUCACCGAGGAGAUGAAUCUGGUUUCUUCACCGAGUACCAGCGAAGGAGGGAAUCAAGAAUUCGGAUUCUGGUAAUGGUUAAAUUAAAGUUGAAACAAAGAAAAAAUUGUUUUUGAUCGAGUUGUUACUUGCUGAAGAACCAAAUUAAUUAAUUUCUGCAAUAUAGUUUAAGUGCAUUCUUCUUAUUA